AUGCCUGUUGACUAUAGUAAAUGGGAUGCGUUAGAGCUCAGCGAUGAUUCCGAUAUCGAAGUUCAUCCCAAUGUCGACAAGCGGUCCUUUAUCCGCGCGAAGCAGAACCAGAUCCACAUGGAACGCGAGCAGCGCAAGAACCAUAUCCUGACUUUGAAAUUUGAACGCUCAGUCAACGAUGGCCUGCUCAAGCGAAUCUCGGGUCUUCUUGCUGCCCUCAAGUCCCACGCGUCCGAUGCCCCGGCCUCAUCGUCCACCUCGCCUGUGGAGCCUGAGAAGAGGUACGAAGCCAUGGUCGAGGAAGUGGGCGUCCAUCUCAAGCGCGUCGAGGACUUGCAAAAGGAGCUGCAGGUGAAGCUGGACGAACUGGAGGGGGAGGAAAAGAAGAAGAUUACGAGUGAAAACUACCACACCGGCUUCGACAGCUCUCACGUGAAUAAAUCUGCCAGCCCGGCCUCGGAUUCGAAACCCAAGGAGAAGCAGGCCCAGCCGGAACUCUUGAACCCCGAGUACGAACGGAAGCUCGCGGCGCAGCAGGACCAGCCGGCGCUACCGGCUCAGACGAGCGGGGCAAUGAUGACGACGAUUUCCUACGAGUUUAUUACGGCGCAUCCACACAUCCUGGCGGAGAAGGAAUCCGACGGGCUACUCGUGGAGGCCUUUGACGCCAGCUUGGAAAACAAAGAAGACUUUGCGCGCCAGUGCGUCCACCAGGCCUUGCUUCUACAAUACUGCCGCGCCCUCGGCAAGGACGGCGUACCUCUCUUCUUCAAGCGCAUCAGCCAGAAGAGCAACGCGCACGAAAUGUUCUUCAAGGACGUGCAGGAUACCUAUGCCAAGAUCCGGACCCGUAGCCGCCAGAUCGCCGCCGAGCGGGCUGCCGAAGGCGCGAGCGGCGGAGUAGAGCAGAUCCAACUUCACGCUGUGGAGCCGGGCACUACGAUCAACAUUACGGUACCGGAUCCGACCAGCGAGGAUGAGCAGGUCAAGCAGGCGAGGGCCAUCUUUGAGGGCUUUAAGCCAGAGCUCAGGAAAGCCCUCGAGUCGGGCAGCUUGGACGAGGUGAACAAGGUUCUGGGCGAUAUGAAGGUCGAGGAGGCAGAGGAGGUUGUGGGCCUCCUGGGAGAUGCCGGUUGUCUCAGUUUGGAGGAACAAAUCAUUGACGCGACAACUGAAGGAGGCCGGAAGCAGCUCGAGGAGAUGGAAAAAUUGGCUGGAGGGGCUGGGGAAACGGCACCGUCGGGUGAAAAGGAGCUCCACCCCGAUCCUGAGUAA
This is a messenger RNA of Parascedosporium putredinis, 1275 nucleotides long. The record is from the annotation of a GenBank genome assembly. Lineage: Eukaryota; Fungi; Ascomycota; Sordariomycetes; Microascales; Microascaceae.